GCGAGACUGCCACCCCUGGCGCCGCCACGGAAGCGCCAUUACACAGAAAUGGGAUUCCCUACUGGAAGAAUAAAUGACCUUGCAUCCAUCCUCGGCACCACCAAGAUCCACGACGAAGACCCAGACGCCAAGCUGAUAGACAACAUCCAGCCCGGGGAUCGAGAGUCUGUGCAGAAAAAGCUCAUGGCAGUGCUCAUUGCAUUGAAGCCGAACACCCCCGUCCAAAAACGAGUCCAACUGCCAUCACUCGUGAAGAAACUCGAAACGAUACUGCUCCGACUCGCGCACUCCAAGGACGAGUACAUGGACCCGACCACGAUCUUGCCGAGGCUGCAAGCUGUACACAACUUUCGUUUAGCCAAGCGACAGCGCACUGAUCCAACCAAGUAAAUACACGGCGUCGAUGAUAUUUAACAACCAACGGCCCUCGUCGUUCACAAUCUUGGGCCUCCCGGCUCUGUGCACCGCUUGAUCGUCAAGAAGUUUCGAGUUUGACAUGGCCAAACUGUCAAUUAAAAAUGUCGCACAUCGAAA
Messenger RNA from Aphanomyces invadans, 534 nucleotides. RefSeq lists its product as hypothetical. The record is from RefSeq and is a predicted model, not a curated record. Lineage: Eukaryota; Oomycota; Saprolegniomycetes; Saprolegniales; Verrucalvaceae. The coding region runs from base 49 to 390 and encodes 113 amino acids. The transcript has a single exon.